AUGAGCCAACAAGUGCUCGCCUCAGAAUUCCAUCAAAAAGAGUUGCAAAGGCAGAGCCGCAAAGCGCUCCUCCGCCUCAAGGUGACGACGGUGACGUACCACCGUCAGCUGGAUGGUGGGCCCACCAUCGUUGUAAAGAAUGGCUUCCUCGACGAGAGAGGUGGGCAUCAGGACGGCCCCGUGCAGCGCUCGAAAUCUGCUCCCCAGCGACUUGCUGAGACCUCCGACGACCGGGCAGAAAUCCUGACGAACGAGGAUGGCAGCGUAAGUAGCUUCCGAGACAGAUUCCUGUCAGGGGACGUAUCGAUCGCCACGAGCAUUGCGGAGCCCAGGAGCCCGUACGCUGCCCCGGUGGACACGACCGAGGGCCCGUCGGGACUUCUGAUCAGUGCCAUGCAGCACACUCCGAAGCAACUCAUACAGGUGUUGAGCUUAAACAAGCUGCGCAACUUGGCGCGUAUCCCUUGGACACGGCUCGUCCAUGCCCACGUCCCGUCCUGUGACGGAUUGCAGGAGCCCGCCAACAAAGAUGAUUUGGCGGCUGAUUUCAAGCCUGCGCUGAAGCUUCGAGAGACCAGCGAGCCCAGCCUUUGUCUUUUCCCGAUCGCCAUGGCCCUGAAGUAUGCAAUGGCAUGCCUCUCCCUCGUGGGUCUGGAGGCCAAGAAGGCUUUCAUCAUCGUGGACACCCAGGAAUGCUUUCUGGAAAAUGGCAGCUUGCCGGUCAUUGCAUCGCAGAUCAUCCCGAAGCUCAACGAGAUCCGCAACCAGAAAGAUUGCCUCUUCGAUAUUGUGGUGAAGACUCAGGACUACCAUCCAGCUGGCCACAUCUCCUUCGGGACUUCUCACGGCAUGGCCCCGGAUUCGCCCAACGCGGAGAUGUCCAACUCCUGGCGCGGGGGCAUGACAAUGCAGUGCAUCAAGAAUGGAGGCAGCAACGAGGCCUGCUGCCCACAGUAUUAUGUGAACAGCUCCUCCAUCACCUGCAAUCCUCCCUUUGAGUACUGCCCUCCGGCCGGCUUCUACAACAACGUUACCAAUCCUAUGCUCAACGGAAAUCCGGCGUGCACCCUGUGCGCAGAGUCUCCAGACCAGUGCUUCGGCAUGGCUAUGGAUCUCUGGUUAGAUCACUGCCUUCAGAACGGAGAUUCUACGCUCUCGCCCGACGUGGUGUCGAAGAAUACCGACAUCAUCGUCCAGAAAGGUCACCGGUACAUCGAGAUGUACAGUGCAUUUAUGGACAACACUAGGAACUACAUGAGCGACUUGGACGCGGUCCUAAAGCAGAACAACGUGACCGAAGUGUAUGCUGCAGGCAUCGCCACCACCCACUGCGUCCGAUGGACGGUGCAGGAUGCCAUAUUUCUUGGCUACAAGGCGAACAUCAUCAUGGAUGCUUCCGCUGGCAUCUGGGGAACUCCUACAAGCUAUGCCAACGAGUCAGAGGCCAUUAUCGACUUUCAGAGUCAGGGCAUUGGGGUCAUCAACACCGCUGACCUUCUUGCCAUGUCGUGUGAAGCGGAUCCUCAGGACACCAGCAGUGCCUCAAUGAACGCCUUGGGCUUUCUCUUCGCAGUUUUGCUUGGCGAACCUGCAGUGGACUUCGAUUUAAUUGGCCUUGAGGAUGAGGCUGCAGAUGCAGGCCGGUUCAAGGCCGUCAUCAGUGCAGCCGUCCAUGCACUCGUCUCCUCACAUCUCUCCUCAGAUUUCGCCGCAACCUUCUCCUCAGCUGGCCUUCGUGCCACAGCUGCUUUUGUCACCACUGACCACUCCCAACCCGUCGCAUGCCUCUCCGGAGCACUCCCGCCCGCAGUCGCCCGACUCGCGACCGGCAUCUCCACCGCAACAGCCGCAGCCUGCACCGUCUCCCUGCCCAGUGGGGCUGCAGGGAUUUCAUCCGCAGCCUCAUACGAUCAGGCAUUCGCUGAAUAUGGAGACCGGCAUGCACCAGGCUCUCCCAUCCCGAAGAAGCGGGAUGUCUUUUGGCACGUAGACGCUUUGAAGCUCAAAGGCCAGGAAAGGCAGACGGUCUCUCCGUCCUUCGAGCUGCCCUUUGAAGGACAGGUCAGCUUUCGGCUUCGUGGCAGCAGCUAA
This is a messenger RNA of Symbiodinium sp. CCMP2456, 2091 nucleotides long. The record is from the annotation of a GenBank genome assembly. NCBI's taxonomy places the organism in Eukaryota, Dinophyceae, Suessiales, Symbiodiniaceae.